Microthlaspi erraticum is the source of this 861-nucleotide messenger RNA. NCBI's taxonomy places the organism in Eukaryota, Viridiplantae, Streptophyta, Magnoliopsida, Brassicales, Brassicaceae. The record is from the annotation of a GenBank genome assembly.
AUGAAUAAAGAUGAGAGAAACUAUUACACUACAAAAGUUUCCUCCAAAUUUAUCACAACUCUCGGUGGACAGGUCUUUCUUUAUGAAUGGAGAAGAAAGGAGUGGCUGAUUUGUAACCCUGUCACUGGGGAGUCCACUACCAUAACCUUACCAGAAGUGGAAGCUAAGGAUACUAGAAGAAGUUGCUAUGUUGGCUAUGAUCCAAUCAACAAACAAUUCAAAGUCUUGUGUACGACUUGGUCAUAUAAUGGAGAACCUACUACUACUCAUCGGGUUUUGACAUUGGGAAGUACUGGAAAACCUUUGUGGAGAUCGAUUGAAUGCAAUAUCAAUAUUUCUAUGCAUAAGGGAGCCCAUUACGUAGCUGGUGACAUAUGCAUAAAUGGUGUUGUGUAUUGCGGAGACCAUUACGUUGAAGGAUCUUGUAUGAUGGUUUGCUUUGACUUUUGCUCUGAGAAAUUCAGCUUUAUUGAGAUAGAUGAAGGAGUGCUACAUGGGACUCUGGUCAACUACAAAGGUAGCUUAGGGGUAUUAGGAAAAGAUGAGUAUCAACUUGAGUUGUGGGUUCUUGAAGAAGAUGCUGGAAACCAUAAAUGGUCCAAGAGUCUAUGCGUACGGUCUCGCAUAAGCUUAUUCCAGAGGAUCGGGAACUAUUUUCACAUUCUUGGAAUGACUGGUGCUGGUGAAAUUGUGUUUACAACGUACCGUCAAUCAAACCGUUUCUACAUUGUCUACUACAAUAUCGAGAGAAACACUUCUACAAGAGUCAAUAUUCAGGGAUUCCAACAGUUUAAGGAUCAUCCAUAUAUCACUAGUCCUCACACCUUUCUAGACUAUGUAGAGAAUAUCAAGCUUUUGUAA